Messenger RNA from Aspergillus welwitschiae, 915 nucleotides. Its product is annotated as class I SAM-dependent methyltransferase. The coding region runs from base 1 to 915 and encodes 304 amino acids. Lineage: Eukaryota; Fungi; Ascomycota; Eurotiomycetes; Eurotiales; Aspergillaceae. The transcript has a single exon. The record is from RefSeq and is a predicted model, not a curated record.
AUGACUGUCCCCAACGAUAACCCCACCGGCGACCAGGCGGCCCAUCCGCGGCAAAGCACCUGCUACAACAGCAAGUAUCUGGCAGAAUACUACGACUUGUGGAUUGGAACAUGGGACGAUAUCCAGUUGUAUUCCCGUCUACUUUCGGAGAUGGUAGCUCGCAGCUCUUCCAACAAUCCAGUGAGGGUACUGGAUGUUGGCACUGGCUCGGGACGAGUUAUCCACGGCCUAGCCAGCACCCAGCAGCAGCAGGGGACCAAAAGCCGGCCGGAAGUACACUUUCUGGGCCUGGACAACGAGCAACAUAUGCUGGAUCGAGCCCGCCUCCUGACCAACCCAGCGCAUGUCGAUCAAAUGACCUGGGUACUGGGUUCGGCAGAGGAACUGGGAUCACUGCCCGCCUUGCAGCAUUCCGACGGAUCAGGAGGCCUCAUCGACAUGAUAGUGUUUGCCUGUGGCAGCAUCUGCCAUCUCUAUGAAGCCGACCAAGGCACCCGGUUCUUCGAGCAGAUAGCCAAGGUCCUGAAGCCCACCACUGGGCGCGCUUAUAUCUCCGUGCUGAAAGCGCUCACCGACGGCGGAGAGCCGCUCGCCCGCGCCAUGGAACCAUCUGAGCCAAUUGUCACGUCGAGCAAGGAAUUCCCUGGCAUCGUCUACCGGGAGACUUGGCCCGCCCAUCAACUGAUAGGGAAGGUGUGGCAUACUACUCGGCAUAUUGUUGUCUUGGAGAGGUCGGCAGAUGGACAGGAAAUCAUCGUGGAGGAUAAUUUGGAUAUUCGCAAGGUUGGAGUGUGGACUGAGGCCGACGUGAGGGCUCGUGCUGCUGCGGCUGGCUUGGAAGUAGUGGACAUUCUGGACCAUCAGAAUGACUCUACCCACGGAGAGCGCAUCUUCGUUCUAGGAACCCUUGCAUGA